AUGGAAGGUGAACCAGUUGAUAAGGGCCGAUAUCAGAGAUUGGUUGGAAGAUUUAUCUAUUUGUCUCACACUCGUCCAGAUAUAGCUCAUGCAAUUAACCUUAUGAUUCAAUAUAUGCAUGAUCCUUUCUCCUCUCAUAUAGAAGUUGAGUUCCGUGUUCUUGGGUAUUUGAAAAUUGUUCUAGGGAAUGGUAUCCAAUUCUCUCCUUCAAACAAUAUGAGAAUUGAUACCUAUACUGAUGCUGAUUGGGUAGAUUCUCUAGAUGGUCGUCAUUCUACUUCACGUUAUUGUGCAUUUGUUGAUGACAAUCUAGUCACAUGGCAUAGUAAGAAGCAAGUUGUAGUUUCCAGGUCUAGUGCUAAAGUUGAGUUUUCCUGCAAUGGCUUAUAG
Molecule: messenger RNA, 390 nt
Organism: Macadamia integrifolia
Lineage: Eukaryota; Viridiplantae; Streptophyta; Magnoliopsida; Proteales; Proteaceae
Exons: 1
Coding region: 1-390 (129 amino acids)
Source: RefSeq, a predicted model, not a curated record